AUGAGGCGGGCUGGGUUCCCUGAUGUCAAUGACAAUAAUACCAUCGAACGGCUGUUUACAACGUCUGAGUCAGAGAAUGCGGCUGAAUUUGCGUCGUCGACCGAGCUCAAGAGCGGUCAGUCUUUUACUUUAGUCGACGCAGGCGGUGGUACGGUUGAUUACAUCACUUAUCGCGUGACAUGUGAAGAGCCCGUGCGACCAGAGCACGAAGUCGUGCCUGCUGACGGCAGCCUCGACGGCUCCAGCUACAUCAACGAGGAUUUUAGGGAAUGGUUAAUCCAGAAACUCGAUGAUGAAGAUAACCUCGGAGAGCAGUAUGGGAGCAUUAUUGCUCUUGUCGAAACACUCAUGUCUGAGCAUUUUGAACCACGAAUAAAGAGGAACUUUGAUGUCCUCACUAAGAAGCCGCAGAGGAUAGAGAUCAAAAUCCCUUUUCUUAAAGAAGAUCAUAACUUGGGCUUUCAGCGGAAGCAUCUUGUCGUCCCUGAAACUGCGCUUGGGAGAAUCUUUUUGAAGCGGCUCGAUAGUAUUUGGGCACACUUGGAAAGCCUGCUAGAUGAAGCAGCAGCGAAAGGGAUUGCUGUCGAGACAGUCAUGCUUAUCGGUGGCUUCGGGUCCUCCGUCUCUCUACAAAAGUACCUAAGAGCGAAAUUAAGGGAAUAUGCCACAAAUAACAACUGCCAUGUUAAGUUGAUGCUCCCUGAUGAGAGGAAUAGGGCAAUUAUCCCAACUGUUGUUUCCUCCGGUGGGGUCUACCGAGCCUGUAACAAGGUGAAUGGCCCCGAGAGGAUCGCGCAGUGUAGUUUUCGCAUCCUGAGAACCGAGCACUUCAUGGACCAUCCAGAGCACCAGAACAAAAGGUAUAUGUGGAGUCCCCACGACGGCAGACGAUACAUCGAAAACACCAUUUACUGGUUUUUGAAUAAGGAAGAGAAUAUUCCUCCAGUCUAUGAGUACCAGUUCGAUAGUAUACACCUUCUCGAUGCUUUGCCAGGCCCCUUCAUUUGUAGGGAAGAGUUUUACGUUUCGGAUACUGCGACGGAAUCCCACUAUAAGAAGUCAGAUACGAAGAAUAAAGUAGCUGAAAGAGCGGGUGCUAUCGAAGUUGAUGUCACCUUCUUGAGAGAUGAAGGGCUAAUUACGUCCGAAGAAGCGCCCCCUCAAGAGGAUGGGAAUAGGGCUGGAUCAAGGCAUUUCAAGAUCGAUUUAAAAAUGCGAAUCAAGGUCAUUGGCCGCGAUUUAGAAUGCACUGCGAUCUAUAAGGAUCAGAUCGAGAAGAAAUGUCUGAUCAACAUUGCAUCUGCUUUCAGGCCCGGCGUGGAAUAG
This is a messenger RNA of Fusarium proliferatum ET1, 1326 nucleotides long. RefSeq lists its product as uncharacterized. NCBI's taxonomy places the organism in Eukaryota, Fungi, Ascomycota, Sordariomycetes, Hypocreales, Nectriaceae. The coding region runs from base 1 to 1326 and encodes 441 amino acids. The transcript has 10 exons. The record is from RefSeq and is a predicted model, not a curated record.